AUGCCCCUGACUCAUGUAAAGACCCUAUUCUGUUUUAUUGCCGUCCGUUUCGAGAACACAUAUGACCUCGAACUUGACACAAUUUCCGGUCACAUUAUACUACAAACGCUCUUACCCGACUUCCUUCUCGAUCCGUACUCACUCCGGGGAACGUUCGCUAAGCCCGAUCUGUUGAAGUCGUUAGCGCGUCGUAACUCCGGCCCGACUUAG
This is a messenger RNA of Echinostoma caproni, 210 nucleotides long. Lineage: Eukaryota; Metazoa; Platyhelminthes; Trematoda; Plagiorchiida; Echinostomatidae. The record is from the annotation of a GenBank genome assembly.